Sciurus carolinensis (gray squirrel) is the source of this 2746-nucleotide messenger RNA. It is a transcript of the gene Slc2a6, whose product is annotated as solute carrier family 2 member 6. The record is from RefSeq and is a predicted model, not a curated record. Gene Ontology annotation, cellular component: membrane. Gene Ontology annotation, molecular function: transmembrane transporter activity. Lineage: Eukaryota; Metazoa; Chordata; Mammalia; Rodentia; Sciuridae. Gene Ontology annotation, biological process: transmembrane transport. Bases 763 to 2286 code for a protein of 507 amino acids. The transcript has 10 exons.
GAUUCCGUUUUUAUUUUUACAUUUUAUAUGAUCACUAGGAUGAUUUGGGACACGCCCAGAUUAUGUUCGGCUCCCUUUCUUCCUCGACAUAAAGACACUUGCAUUUUCCUUCUGUUUCUUCCAUGGCUUUUCUUGCCUCUGGGUCCUUCUUGGGCCUGGGCUGCGCGCCCCCCGCCCCGGGCUGGCGCCUGUCCCUGCGCUCCCGAGAGCCAUACUGCCUCUGCCCAGUCCUCUUCCCUGCCUUCACCCCACGCACCCGCUGGCUGUCCUGGAAGCUCCGCCUGAUCCACUUGGUCACCCAAGCGGGGAGGAAGCCGGGGACGGAGGCGACGACGGGACGCGUACGGCCGGUGGGAGCGGAGAGCAGUCGGAGCGAGAGCGGCGUUCGCUGUGUGACCUCGGCGAGCGUCUUCGCCUCUCUGGGCUUCGGUCUCCUCCUCUGCAGGACUCGGCACACCUCGGGGCGGGUCCCGGACGGCUCCGCCAGGCGCCCCACCUCCCACUCCACCCGCGCCGCCGCGGGCGCGCGUUUCCGCCGCAGAGCGGCGACCCGGGGGCGCGGGCGGCGGCCGCGCCCGGCGGGGACCGGCAUCCCAGCCUCCGCGGCGCGCGGCUCUCCAUUGGCCGGCGAGGCUCUGCAGGGCCGCCCCGCAGCCAGGCGAGGCUGAGGGGCGGGGCCUGGCGCGCCGGCCGCGAGCUGCGGGCCCCGCGGAUGCUCAGCGCUGGCCGCGUCCCGCUGGCCGGAGCGUGCUCGCGCCGGCCAUGCAGGAGCCCCUGCUGGGCGCUGAGGGCCUGGACUAUGACACCUUCCCCGAGAAGCCGCCCCCGUCGCCGGGAGAGAGGGCGCGGGUCGGGGCCCUGCAGAACAAAAGGGUGUUCCUGGCCACCUUCGCAGCCGUGCUGGGCAACUUCAGUUUUGGGUACGCCCUGGUCUACACGUCCCCUGUCAUCCCGGCCCUUGAGCAGUCCACAGACCCAGAUCUGCAUCUGACCAAAACUCAGGCAUCCUGGUUUGGGUCCGUGUUCACCUUGGGAGCUGCUGCCGGGGGCCUCAGUGCCAUGGUCCUCAGUGACCUCCUGGGCCGGAAGCUCAGCAUCAUGUUCUCGGCCAUCCCCUCGGCGGCGGGGUAUGCGCUCAUGGCAGGCGCCCACGGCCUCUGGAUGCUGCUGCUGGGGAGGACGCUCACAGGCUUCGCCGGAGGGCUCACAGCUGCCUGCAUCCCGGUGUACGUGUCCGAGAUCGCACCCCCUGGAGUUCGUGGGGCCCUGGGGGCCACACCGCAGCUCAUGGCAGUGUUUGGAUCACUGUCCCUCUACGCUCUCGGCCUCCUGCUGCCCUGGCGCUGGCUGGCUGUGGCCGGGGAGGGGCCGGUGCUGGUCAUGGUCCUGCUGCUCAGCUUCAUGCCCAACUCGCCGCGGUUCCUGCUGUCCCGCGGCAGGGACGAGGAGGCGCUGCAGGCACUGACCUGGUUGCGCCCAGCAGAUGCUGACGUCCACUGGGAGUUCGAGCAGAUCCAGGACAAUGUCCGGAGACAGAGCAGCCGAGUGUCGUGGGCGGAGGCCCGGGACCCCCACACGCACCGGCCAGUCCUCAUCGCCCUGCUGAUGCGCUUCCUGCAGCAGCUGACGGGCAUCACACCCAUCCUGGUCUACCUGCAGCCCAUCUUCGACAGCACAGCCGUGCUGCUGCCCCCCAAGGAUGAUGCCGCCAUCGUGGGAGCUGUGAGGCUCCUGUCCGUGCUGAUCGCUGCCUUCGCCAUGGACCUGGCUGGCCGCAAAGUUUUGCUCUUCGUGUCAGCAACCAUCAUGUUUGCUGCCAACCUGACGCUGGGGCUGUAUGUCCACUUUGGUCCAAGGCCUCUGACCCCCAACAGCACUGUGGGCCUCGAGACCCUGUCCUUGGCAGGCACAGAGCAGCCCCCAGCCACACCCACCAGCUACCUCACUCUGGUGCCCCUCCUGGCCACCAUGUUCUUCAUCAUGGGCUACGCCAUGGGCUGGGGGCCCAUCACCUGGCUCCUCAUGUCUGAGAUCCUGCCCCUGCGUGCCCGUGGCGUGGCCUCAGGGCUCUGUGUGCUGGUCAGCUGGCUCACCGCCUUCGUCCUCACCAAGUCCUUCCUACUCGUGGUGAGAGCCUUUGGCCUCCAGGUGCCCUUCUUCUUCUUCGCCGCCAUCUGUCUGGUGAGCCUGGUGUUCACUGGCUGCUGUGUGCCUGAGACCAAGGGCCGCUCGCUGGAGCAGAUCGAGUCCUUCUUCGGCAGCAGGAGGAGGGCCUUCCUGCACUAGGCCAGGGAUCUACCCACCAGGGGCCGAACCACCGUGGCCAGGCCUCCACGGUGGUCACAAACUCAUGCCCUGUGGCCAGGAGGCGGGGGCCAUCCCUCACAUGGGCUGGAGCACAGGGUCAACCAGGACCUGCUUCUGAUGGGACAGACGGCGUGCUCCAGCUCAGGCAGCCACGGGGAGGCGGUGCAGGCCUGCGGGCCCUCAGGCUGGUCGCUGGCUCGUGCAAGGCCGUGUGGAAGACAGAACAGUACUGGAGGUGGCAGUGGCUCAGCACAGGGACAUCAUUGCUCAGCCUCCAUCAGGCGUCUUGGAGUGGACAGGAGGGUCUUGUGGACUUCACGGGGAACAUGUCCUACUUCCAGAGGCCAGGGCACAGGACCCAUACAGCUCAACCUCGGGGACAGGGGCAACUGUCUGCAAAGUGUGUUUACUAUUUACAAAAAUAAAUGAGUCAGAUCUG